UGGACUUUUUUGUUAGACUGUUCAAACAACUUGAAAGGGAAGGGAACAAGUCUUUGGAUUUUCUAACUUCACUACUUGUUGGGGAAGUAGACACCUUCAAGGGGAAGGUGAAUUAAUAGAAGGAGGAGGUCAGAGUCAGAUAGUGGGGUCUCUUCUUUUCACUACUUGGGGAGCAAGUUUAUGCACAGCGUCUCCCACUUUUUCCAGAACGUUCAGCACUGCUUGCUUUUUGUGUAUAUAAAUUAGUGACCGCCCACUUGCCAUCAGAGCAUAUUCUUCAAAUGGACGAUCUUGUUGGAUUUAGAUUCCAUGUCUUCUGGAAAUGAAGCGGCUUGCUUUUUCUGUAUAUAAAUAAGCCAUUGCCCACUGGCCAUCAACGCAAAUUCUUCAAAUGGACGAUCUUGUUGGAUUUAGAUUCUAUCCAACUGAAGAAGAAAUCAUCCGUCUUCUGGAAACGAAGAGGCUUGACCCUGGUUUCUCUGUUCAUGCUAUUACUGAGGCUAAUAUUUACAAUUUCGAACCUGCUGAAUUGUUCGGGCUUUCACAAAUUCAGUCCGAUGAAAAAUGGUGUAACUUUUUCUGCUUACCUGAUUAUAUAAAGGCUGGCAGCGGUCGAGUUCACAGAACAACAAAGAAAGGAUUCUGGAAAGCAACCGGUAAGGUUAGAAAAAUCAAUUCCAAAGACGGCACUAUUGUCAUUGGAAGUAGAAGGAUCUUAGUGUUCUAUAAGCAUGGUCCGGUUCCCAAAGGUACUAAGCCCCUUUGGGUCAUGCAUCAAUAUUCUGCCCAAGACAAUCCUCUUUACAAGAAGGAUUUUGUCGUGUGUCGCAUAAAAAGAAAUAGAGAUAAAAAGCGACGGAAUUCAACCUAUGUUAAAGGUCGACAACAUAAAAAGCUGCGUACUUCAACAGAGGUUGAACAUCAACAGCAUCAAAAUCCCUGUAUUUCAAUCCUUAAUGAAGGUCAAGUGGAUCAGCAUCUGGCUUUUGAUAGUCACAGUAAUGCUACUGGAAAUAUUUUUCCAGAAUCACACUUUUCACCAAGUAAUUAUCUGGUUUGUGAUUCCAGAAAUCAUGUUGCAGAAAGCACUUUUCUGGAAUCACAAUUACCACCAAACAGCAGUCUGAUUUCUACGUUUAGAAAUCAUGUUGAAGAAAAUACUUCGAUUUCUGAAUCUAGAAAUCGUGUUGAAGAAAAUACUUCGAUUUCUGAAUAUGGAAAUCGUGUUGAAGAAAAUACUUCGAUUUCUGAAUAUGGAAAUCGUGUUGAAGAAAAUACUAAGAUUUCUGAAUCUAGAAAUCAUGGUAAAGAAUAUACUUUGAUUUCUGAAUAUAGAAAUUGUGUUGAAGAAUAUAUUUUGACUUCUAAAACUAGAAAUCUUGUUGAAGAAUAUACUUCGAUUUCUGAAUAUAGAAAUCGUGUUGAAGAAUAUACUUCGAUUUCUGAAUCUAGAAAUCAUGUUGAUGAAUGUACUUCAAUUUCUGAAUCUAGAAAUCGUGUUGAUGAAUGUACUUCGAUUUCUGAAUCUAGAAGUGUUGAAGAAAGUACAUCUUCCGAAUUGCAGUUAUUACUGCAAGUUCUUCCAGUUAACUAUUUUAUUUCUAAGUCAAGAAAUCAUGUUGGAGAAAAUACUUCUCCUGAAUUGCAGUCACUUACAAAUGACUACUUGAUUUCUGAAUCUAGAAAUCAUUCUGAAGAAAAUAAUUCUUCAGAAUAUGAGUUUUCGUCACUGUUACCAGCAAACGGUUAUUUGAUUUCUGAAUAUGGAAAUCCAGUUGAAGAAAAUACUUCUUCAGAAUCGCUAUCAAGUAAUUGCAUGAUUUUUGAAUCUGAAAAUCAUGUCAAAGAAAAUGCUUAUCCAGCAUUGCAGUCAGUACCACAAUUUCCACCAAGUAACUACAUGAGUUCUGAAUCUAGAAAUCAUGUUGAAGAGUAUACUUAUCAAGAAUUGCAGUUACAUCCACAGUGUUUACCAACUGGAAAUCCAGUUGAAGAAAAUACUUCUUCAGAAUUGCUACCAAGUAACUACAUGAUUUCUGAAUCUAGAAAUCAUGUUGAAGGAUAUACUUCUCAAGAAUUGCUGUUACAUCCACAGUGUUUACCAAAUAACAACUUGAUUUCAAAUGCUAGAAAUCAUGUUGAAGGAAAUGUUUCUCUGGAACAAUUACUUUCAAGUAGUUUUAAGAUUUCUAAUUCUAGAAAUCAAGUUAUUGAGAAUAGUUAUCCAAAAUCACAGUUACAAUCCAUUAGCAAUUUGAUUUCCAAUUCUGGAAAUCAUAUUGAAGAAAAUGCUCUGCCGGUGUAUUUUGAUCUACCUACAAUAUCAAAUGCACUCAGAGAAGGUAAUGAGCUUGCUGAGGCCUCUUUCUCCACUCUGCAGCCGCCAAAUAAUCAAGAACAAGGAUCCUCAUAUUCUACUUUCUCUAUUAGUGACUGUCCUUUAUUGGACAGUGAUUGGGAAAUAGCCUUCAUGAAUCCACAGAAUCUGUAAUCCAUGAUUCUUGUCAAGGAAUUGGACACAGUACUCUACCCCUUAAAUUCAAUUCACUAGAAGCGGGUGGAUGAUUUUUUGGAGGGGAUAGCAGUCACAGAGUCUGAGACCUUCACCAAAGGGUAAGAGACAUUUCUGUGUAAUAGCCUGCAUGUGUUAACCACAAUUGAAUACUGUACUAUGUACUUUGUGAUCAUGCAUCUAGUAUGUUCUUAUGUAUUUUGUAUUUUAGAAUACUUGAGAACUCAAUUAUAUUGUGUGUUGUAUCUUACAUGUAAUAAAAUAUGAAGUGUUGUGCCUCU
This is a messenger RNA of Mangifera indica (mango), 2793 nucleotides long. RefSeq lists its product as uncharacterized. NCBI's taxonomy places the organism in Eukaryota, Viridiplantae, Streptophyta, Magnoliopsida, Sapindales, Anacardiaceae. Gene Ontology annotation, molecular function: DNA binding. The record is from RefSeq and is a predicted model, not a curated record. The transcript has 3 exons. The coding region runs from base 392 to 2491 and encodes 699 amino acids. Gene Ontology annotation, biological process: regulation of DNA-templated transcription.